AUGGAAGCCCCGGAAAGGGACUCUGGUCCACGGCCCAGGGGGCCCAGCGGGACGAGGGGCCCCGCGGCGACCCCACCGUGGGGCCGGACCGGAACGCAGGACCCGGGCCAGCUGGCUAUGCUGACGAAGGCUCAGGAGUUCUUCCAGGCCUGCGACCCCGAGGGCAAGGGCUUCAUCGCCCGCAGAGACAUGCAGCGGCUGCACAGCGAGCUGCCACUCAGCCUGCGGGACCUGGAGGACGUCUUUGACGCCUUGGACACCGACGGCAACGGCCUCCUGACGCCAGCCGAGUUCACCUCCGGAUUCAGCCAUUUCUUCUACAGCCAGGACGAGGACCAGCAGGCCUCGCCGCUGCUGGAUGAGAAGGUGUACCAGUCUGCAGGGAAAGAGGAAGGCUACGAAGGAGAGGAGGAAGACGAGGAAGGCCAAUUCCGCUUGCUAAUGGACAGACUAGGAGCCCGGAAGGUCUUAGAAGAUGAGAACGACGUGAAGCCCCUGUGGCUGCAGCUGAAGAAGGACGAGCCACAUCUGCUGGCCAAUUUUGAGGAGUUUCUGUCGCGUGUGGUCAGCCAGCUGCAGGAGGCCCACGAGGAGAAGGACGAAAUGGAAAGUGCCCUGAAAAAGAAAAUUGCGGCCUAUGAUGAGGAGAUCAGACACCUCUACGAGGAGAUGGAGCAGCAAAUUCAAAAUGAAAAAGAGCAGUUUCUCUUGAAAGACACUGAGCUGUUCCAGACCCGCAGCCAGGAGCUGGAGCACAAGCUGGCGGCAAAGGAGCUGGAGCUGGAGCAACUGUUUCAGAAACAGAAAAGGCUGGAGGGCCAGUGCACGGCCCUGAACAAUGACAAGCACGAAACGACGGCAGAGAACAGCCAGCUGAGGCGCACGAACCAGGAGCUGGCCAAGGAGCUGGACCGGAUCUCGGCCGAGCUGCGCUGUGCCCAGCUGCAGCUGCACAGCCUGCAGGACGAGGCCUGCAAACUGCACCAGGAGAAGGAGCUGGAGGUGUACAGAGUGACCGAGGCCUUGCAGAGAGAGAAGUCGGGGCUCCUCAAACAGCUGGAUUUCCUGAGGGAACGGAACAAGCACCUCAGGGACGAACGCGACAUGUGUCUGCAGAAAGGUCAAACCGCCACCGCUACCGCCGUCGCCCCCAAAGCAGGCUGGAAGCAAAGAUCGGGCUCUGUGAUCGGCACAUACUUCCCGGGCAAAGGAAUCCUCGAAAGCCAGACCACCGAGGAGGAGGAAGAGGAGGAGAAGGAGGCUGAGGAGGGUGGCUUCCUUUGCCGGAGGAGGCGGAGCUCCGGGAGCUGGGGUACCGGACAGGACAGCGACCCCGGGGCCCACGGGCCCGGCCCCCGCGCUCUCGGGAGGAUCAUCUCCAUCGAGGAAGACCCCCUGCCGCAGCUUUUGGACCACCAGCCCGGGAGGCCGCUGUAUCAGUGGCCCGAGAAAGAGGAGGAGAAGGAGGUGGAGAGCAGCGUCGUUGGAGGGCGGGGAGAGAAGGCAGGCAGAGGUCCGUCCUCGGAGCCCACUCCGCUCUCUCCCCGCGGCCGGCCAGUGGGGAAGGAAACGCACGCAAAUGACGAGGAUGCUCCCGCCUGCCUGGACCGCCUCUUCAAGAUCGUGUUCGUGGGCAACUCCAGCGUGGGGAAAACCUCCCUUCUACGCCGCUUUUGCGAGGAUCGGUUCUCUCCGGGGACAGCUGCCACCGUGGGGAUAGAUUACCGGGUGAAGACGGUCAGUGUGGACAACGCCCAGGUGGCCCUGCAGCUCUGGGACACGGCCGGCCAGGAGAGGUACCGCUGCAUCACCCAGCAAUUUUUCCGCAAGGCGGAUGGUGUCAUCGUGAUGUAUGACGUCACGGCCAAGCAGACGUUCACUUCCGUUCGGCAGUGGCUGACCAGCGUCGAGGAGGCCGUGGGAGGGAGCGUGCCCGUCCUGUUGCUGGGCAACAAAGUGGACAAUGACCAGCAGCGGGAGGUCCCCCGGGCUCUGGGCGAACAGCUGGCCAAGGAUAACGGACUGAUCUUCUACGAGUGCAGCGCCUUCUCCGGCCACAACGCGAAGGAGUCCCUCCUCCACUUGGCGCGGGUCUUGAAGGAGCAGGAGGACACGGUGACAGCCAAGACGAUCCAGAUCCACCAGGCUCCGAGGAACAGCUCGUGCUGCGGGCGGCAGUAGUCUCCAGGGGUCCCGCGUGGGGGGCUCUGAGCCGGCUCAGCCCCGGGACCCCGUCCCCACCUUUGCCGCAGGGAGUCCCCCGCUCAGAGACUCACCUCCGUUCACUGGCUCUCCACCAGUGACUUACUGACUUACGAAUCAGUGUGGGGUGGUCAUCCU
Molecule: messenger RNA, 2340 nt
Organism: Tachyglossus aculeatus (Australian echidna)
Lineage: Eukaryota; Metazoa; Chordata; Mammalia; Monotremata; Tachyglossidae
Gene: CRACR2A
Product: calcium release activated channel regulator 2A
Exons: 17
Coding region: 1-2181 (726 amino acids)
Molecular function (GO): calcium ion binding; GTP binding; GTPase activity
Source: RefSeq, a predicted model, not a curated record